CAAUGGCACGGAGUUCAAGUUGACGGAUAGGUUUCUGAAAAUUAAGCAUUUACCUCUGAUCUAAGCAACGUCUGUGCUGCUUUUUAAGACUCAAAACAAAUGUCAUUCGCUGAAACGGGAGGCUCUCUCAGUUAACUCACCCCAUGUCCCAAUUUCCCAUUAUCGGGGGUUCCGUUUCCGUUUUAAACUUCUUGCAACUGCUAAAAGGGCAUCGGCUUGGCCUUGUAAUUCUAGUCAUGUCCAACGGCAGCCCACGAGGCCACAUGGUGUAGAAGUUGCAGUUCUCUGACCGUAGUAUUUCUAGGAGUUAGGUCCUCCCUCUCUCUCUCUCUCUCUCUCUCUCUCUCUCUCUCUCGUAUUUGAUAUCAUGAAUCAUUCCUGAAUAUUAUACAUAUUCAUUAAUUUUCUACUUUUUUUUCUUCUUUUUUACCCUGUUUGAUAAGUAACUCGAUCUCUUUAUAAGUCCAACCCCACCUCCCAUUCUUCACCAAACACCCUCUUUUUCCUUUCUCUUCCUCUGAGAAACAUAUAACCCUCCAACCCAUCCUCGAUCUUCUGACAUGGAAACCAUGUCUAUAGCCAUAUCCACUCUUCUCUUCCUCACUUUCGCCUUGUCUUCUGCCUCUGACAUGUCCAUCAUCAGCUACAACACCAACAAUAACAACCAACAUCAGCAAUCAACAGGUCGUAGCGACGCCGAGGUGAUGGACAUCUUCAUGUCGUGGAUGGCCAAGCACGGGAAGGCCUACAACGGGCUGGGAGAGAACGAUAGGAGGUUCGAGAUCUUUAAGGAUAAUCUGAGGUUCAUCGACGAGCACAACACGCAGAACCGCACCUACAAGGUUGGGCUCAACAGCUUUGCCGAUUUAACCAACGAGGAGUACCGUGCCAUCUACUUGGGCACCAGGACUGACCCUAAGCGAAGGAUCACGAAGUCCAAGAAUCCCAGCCAGAGGUACGCUUUCAGGGCAUCUGAAAAAUUGCCGGCGUCCGUUGAUUGGAGGUUCAAAGGUGCUAUUAAUCCCAUCAAGAACCAAGGAAGUUGUGGAAGUUGUUGGGCGUUCUCAACGGUGGCUGCAGUGGAAGGCAUAAAUCAAAUUGCCACCGGAGAACUCAUCUCUCUAUCGGAACAAGAACUUGUGGAUUGCGACAGAGAAUACAACGGCGGUUGCAAUGGUGGUCUCAUGGACUACGCCUUCGAGUUCAUCAUCAACAACGGAGGCAUGGACACCGACUCUGACUACCCUUACCUAGGCGUUGACAACAAGUGCGACCCGGCUAGGAAGAAUACAAAGGUUGUUAGCAUUGACGGAUACGAGGAUGUUCCGGCCUUUGACGAGAAUGCGUUGAAGAAGGCUGUGGCGCAUCAGCCUGUGAGUGUUGCAAUUGAAGCCGGUGGCAGGGCUCUUCAGCUCUACGAAUCGGGUGUAUUUACUGGUGAAUGUGGGUCAGCGCUAGACCAUGGUGUGGUUGCUGUUGGUUAUGGCACAGAGAAUGGGGCGGAUUACUGGUUGGUAAGGAAUUCAUGGGGGACCAACUGGGGUGAGGAUGGAUACAUCAAGAUAGAGCGCAAUGUGGUUGACACGUAUACUGGCAAGUGUGGGAUUGCGAUGGAAGCCUCCUAUCCCAUUAAGAAUACUGACCAAAACCCUUCCCAGGCUGCUGAGAUGUUCAGCAGUGCUUGAAAAAAGUGUCAAUGCUUCUAUUCGAUCUAUUUGAUUACCCAUUUUAUCCCCAUCAUGAUAUGGUUCAUUGUCAUAUAUGCAUGCCCUCUACCUAUUCCUUGCCCUAAAUUUACAAUAGGAUGGCUGGGCUAUUGUUGUCUUAUUUUAUACAUUGAUCAUUGUUGUACAUAGGUUGUCGAAGUUGCACCUCAAGAAUUAAUGAUGAUGUCCAAUUCACUAUCA
This is a messenger RNA of Juglans microcarpa x Juglans regia, 1907 nucleotides long. RefSeq names its product cysteine proteinase COT44-like. Lineage: Eukaryota; Viridiplantae; Streptophyta; Magnoliopsida; Fagales; Juglandaceae. The coding region runs from base 561 to 1685 and encodes 374 amino acids. Gene Ontology annotation, molecular function: cysteine-type endopeptidase activity. The record is from RefSeq and is a predicted model, not a curated record. Gene Ontology annotation, cellular component: lysosome. The transcript is spliced from 4 exons.